AUGCUCUCUCGCAAGACCCCAACCCCUGAGAUCCCACCAUCUCCACGCGCAGACUCCCCAUCUAACUCGCGUUCCGACGAAUUGAGUACGGCCCUGUCGGCGUCUCUGCCACCCUCCGGACAUUCGAGGACGACCACGCAGGAUGAGAGCGCAUAUAGUCAUAGCCAGACCGAUGUCUCCUUCGAAUCCGCGAGCUCCGCUGCUGAUCGCUCUAUGACCACCACAACUCGAGCCUACAAAACGGAUCUGGUCCCGGCCAACAGACCAACAACUCUUCUCAUGAGGCAGCCAUCGUUUCGAGUCGUGUCCCUACCUGAGGCGACGCCAAAAUUCCGCAUGAAGACCGUUUUGGAAAAGAAGACCGCGCGGGUCGUAUCCAUGCCUGUCCCUCGCCGCGACCCAGCGUCGGACGGUCUCGACGCACAAAGCAUCGUCGGCGACCCAUUCGGAUCUGAGGACGAAGAGCGCACACGCGUCCGCGUACGUUCGCAGGCGACUGACGUUCCGCACACGCCGUCCAUCCCAUCCUCACCUGACUCUGUGGUAAUCAUCGCAAAUACCAGUAACCAGCUUUCGACUGAAUUUCUCAAACCGCGUGUAGACGAGGAGUCCGCGUCUGAGUCAGACAACGAAGGUUGGAUCGCUUGGACUCAAUCUCCUCCGCGCCCUAUUCCUGCGCUGCACGGCCCACUGUCCCUUCCAUAUGCACGCUGUCCCUCGGGUGCGGAAGGCACGAUAAUCGAGGAGCCGGAUAGUCUACCUCGCGUCAUAUGGGGUUUGAAUGGCGAAGCCACGAGCAACAAAUCUCAAGUGAAGUCGGUACAUCCUCCACCCGCCUCAAUCAAACCUGCCGCAGAGAUUACAGGUGAAACGGCACGACCCGCUGUGAAGAUUCAACAUGCCAGUAAGCCUUCAAUUGCUCAAGACAUUCAAGCGUCGAGCGCCGCGCCUACCAAUCGUGCAAGGCAAGAUAAUCACAACACGACGACUUCUCAUCCGACCCAUGCAGAGCUUCCGCGUCCGCCUGAGUUCAUACUAAAGCACUCGGAGCCCAUCGACCUCGGACGACUGAUGGGGCAUUCUCUUGAAAGGAACUACGUGGAAGUUGUGCCUGAUGGCGCCUUGCCGAGCCCGCGGUGGCAACCUUCAUACGCCAGCGAUCUUCCAACUCCAGAACUGGUCCAUGACAUCAGUCCCGAACUUCAGGCCGCGCUUUUCGCCCAAGAUCGUUUUAGGAGCCACGGACUAACCACGCCAUCUUGGGGUUCCUCUAGUGACAUACAUGGACUCUCGAAUACCUCUCUUCCUGCCUCCUCAUCUUCUGGUUCUCUCUUAGAGUCACUCAAAUCUUCUCGGUCACCUAUUCUGUUGGAAGAGCUCGCGUCUCAGCAUUUACCUCACUCUCAGGGGCUGGCUUCUCGCACGUCUGCGCUGGACAUCGCUCAGAGCUACCGUCAGCAACAACUUCAAGGUAUUCUGCCUACCCCUCCGGAGACUACCUCGCCUAUCUGGUCGUCUACGUUCUCUCCCUACCAAAGCGGGAUGCUGUCUCCGGAACUACUUGCUGCCGCUGCUUUGUCUCAAAUGAAUUCGACUUAUCUUUCCUCGCAGGCUAUACCAUCGCGUCUAGAGCAUCUGCUGAGAGCUGUUCCUAAUGCUCUUGGUACAACCGGUCUAAGUGCUCGUAACGCUGCCCUGGGUCCCUUGUCUCCGGCGGCUCACAUCACCGGCAUUCAUGGCCAGAAGAUCCCUCCUCGUCUAGCUGCGGAAUAUGCUCGUCGUCGCACUCUCCCGGACCCAUACCCGACAAAUGCCCAGCUUCACGACUAUGUCCUCCCAUACUCGUCAUCGGUACGCGGCAGUAACUAUUCGCCUACUAUGCCAAAGGCGCCUCCGAAUACGCCCUAUGGCAGCGCCCCGCCGUAUGGGCUCCGACGAGUAGAUGCGGCUCCUAUGACACAACCGUCGUUCUCGGCUGCGCCUUCCUCUCCGAGCUCCGCGCGGGAAUUGCAGAACACUGGGCUACCUCAGCAUAUCCGGUCGGUCCCUCUCAGCAGGCUGGUUCAACGUCGGCUUUCCACUGUGCCCGAAGAGGACUAUGCUUCUAGUGUCGACGCCGGGCGGAUGCCGCCUGCGCCGGGGCGCGCUAGCGCACAAGGAACCGCUGGUAAGGGCUCUGGCCUGCAUCUGUUCCUUUCGUCAACUGGCCGCGCGAGUGUCAACGCCGCCCCCUCGGACAUGUUGGGCGACCAUGUCAGAGCGCGUUACGACGUGGGUGACAUGGGAGUCUCUGCAGACAAAACGCGCACCAUCACUCCCGGAGUGAAGCUGCCGGGCGUCCCAAGGAAGGGACACGGCCCGGUCGUUAGCAGAGAAGCACAGGUCGUCAAAGAAGUUUCUGGUCGCCAGGGCAGCAACAACACAAACAUUGACGGUGGGAGACGGGGAGAAGGCGUUCGGGGUAGAGGCCACAGACGCGGCGGGCGGGGUAGAAAGGGCCGAGGCGGGCACGCGAAUGGGGUUCAUGGCGCGGAGCGCGUGGAUGGCGGGCUCGUGGUGAAGUCUUGA
Molecule: messenger RNA, 2568 nt
Organism: Dichomitus squalens LYAD-421 SS1
Lineage: Eukaryota; Fungi; Basidiomycota; Agaricomycetes; Polyporales; Polyporaceae
Exons: 3
Coding region: 1-2568 (855 amino acids)
Source: RefSeq, a predicted model, not a curated record